Molecule: messenger RNA, 3600 nt
Organism: Platichthys flesus (European flounder)
Lineage: Eukaryota; Metazoa; Chordata; Actinopteri; Pleuronectiformes; Pleuronectidae
Product: serine protease FAM111A-like
Exons: 4
Coding region: 899-2722 (607 amino acids)
Source: RefSeq, a predicted model, not a curated record
ACAGGUCAAUCUGAGGAGGGCUGUUUUAGACAUGGUCAAAAGGUGCUGUUUUAAAUGAUCCUUGUGGUAUUUUGACCAAAAUAUGUUAGACAUUUCAUUAAGACCCAAAGGAACCAUAUCAACUCUUGUAAAAUGGGCAUAAUAUGUCCCCUUUAACAUGAAGGUAUUUUCUUUAAUCAGCUAAAUAAAUGUAUGAAUGAAAGGUCAAAGAUCGAAAUCUGAGUUAAAUAACAUAAUCUGACCUUUUCUGUCUCAAUUGAUGUCUGUUGGUGAAACUACACUUGUCCAUAUCACUGCACACAUCUUUUGUAUAGAUAUUAGUGUGUGUUUUGUGUUUUUAACUGGGAUAUAAAUGUAAUUAUUUCUUUGCUGAUUAUCAUAGUUAUUAUUUCUCUGCAUGGAUAUUUCUGUAUUUUCUAGUUUUGUGAUAUUUUAACAAUAUUUCAGUUGAGGCUUUAACAACUCCAAAAGUUGAGAGACAUGACCCGGGUUGCAUUCCAAUAGUUAACUUUACUUAGAGUUUUCUGCCUUUCCUGCACUAUGUAUUAUUGUUUGUCAUUAUUCUGUGUAUUUUUUUAUGGUUUCUUAAUUUCCUGUUGUAUGUUAAAGGAAAGAUUCAACAAUUUAAAAUCAGUAUCUAACACUGUCUCAUCCACCACGAGCCUGUUCCUAGUUUGUGCUUGUCUGCAGUGACACAGAUUGAUCAACAGGUGGAGAUAUUUUGAGAGCUUUGUUCUUUAGUUAUUAUGAUCUGAGUGACAAGGUACAUAAUAAGAGGCGGAUCUGUUGAAAGUUUCAUUCGCGGAAGACGUUUGACACGUACACACCUCUGUGAUUCAGCACAAAGAACCAGGAGAGACUAUAAGAUCCUAAUUCAGCUGGAAACCACUUGGUGAAAAUGGAACCUAAGUUGGAACCAAUGGACAAAAGUUUUGAGAAUAAAUCAGAUGCUCUGAAAGAGGAAGAGAGUUCAUCUGGUAAACCACCUCUUGUUAAAAAGGAAGAGAAACUACAUCCAACCCAUUCUUUCAGUUGGAAAUCAGUGGAACAGAAAACCACAUUUGUGUCCUGCAACCGAGCCGGAACUGUGGAGGACUCACUGAAAAGGAACCCAUUUUUUGAGGGAAUAGCUAAAAAGAACAAAGGCAAAGAGCUUAUACUUCUCAGGAAUGGGAAAGCUAUUUGUUCACACUUUCCAUGCAGCUUAAUUAAAGAUGAGUGUUUAGAGGUCAAGUUUAUCAAAGCUGUAAACACGCAAGGAAAAACUGCUGUUGGCUCUGCUCAUGUCAGACGAAAGGGCUCAUCUGAUGAAGUUGUGUUGUUUCAUGUACGGGUGACGGGGGGGAAGGGUGUAAAACGCAUCUUGAAGAACCCAGACCUAAAAAACGAUAUCGGUGUUGACGAAAUGACCGUUUUCGCGUAUAAAGGGGAAACGGUAAAGCAAGCUCUGAGACGAGAUGCACGAUUUCUGGAUAUUGUAUUCAAAAAGAAAUGCGUGCUCUCUACUGACGACUUGGUCGUGAACAAGUCCAAUCUGGUGGAUGACCUAGGUGGCAAAACGUACACAAUCACUGAGGUCAAAAAUCUACCAGACAGUCAGCCUAGCAGUCUUGAAGAGGAUUUUGUACAGUCAGCUGAGUCUCAGAGACCUGAAGCUGAAGAAACCCAGGAUCCUUCAGAGCAGUCAGUAAAUGCCAAUACCGACACAAGUGGUCACACGGCAGCAGAACCAACCCCAUUGCCUAUAUCAGCAGAAAUGAGGAGUCACCUCUCUUCACAGAUUGAAAAUUUUAUGAAAUGGAAGAAAACGGCUCCCUUUCGGGAUGGGGAUAAGACCUUUCCUAUGACGAAAAUCAUGAGUGUCGAGUUUGGAAAGAAUGCUCAGGCGUGCACAGAAGUGAAAACAAUGAAGAAACUGAUGGGUUUCAGUAAUUCGGUUUGUCAGGUUAGAAUAAACGGGAGGGCAGCAGGAAGUGGCUUUAUCCUAUUUGACAGGUUUGUCCUCACAAAUGCCCAUGUGGUCAAAGACGCUUAUAAUGAGAGUUUAAAGAAGCUUAGUAAUAAGGUCACUGUCCAUUUCUCUUAUGAGAGUCUGAAUCAGAUGGAGAGAGAACAGGAUUCAGUUGCAGAAGUAGAAGUAGAGAAGGUCGCUGGCUUUGAAUACACUAAGGACGUGUAUGACUGGGCUUUGUUAAAGCUCAGGGCUGGUGUGAACUUGCCUAACAGUCUGUUAAAUAAAUGUGGAUACGUUAACCAAAGCCAUGGUGUUUGCAUCAUCGGUCACCCUGAUGGUGGAGUGAAAAGAAUAGAUCCAUGCUUGAGUAUUGCACCAGAAAAACAAAACCAGGUUGUGGAGAAGAGCUGGGUCAAAAAUCAAGACAACACCAAAUUGAUUACUGAUCGUUUCUUUGAAGGUGUGGCAUCAUCUGUUAUGCGUUGCAAACAUUUUCGUACAUACAAAACUUCUUUUUAUGAAGGGUCGUCUGGCUCUCCUGUCUUUGAUAAGGACUGCAACGUUUUGGCGAUGCAUUCAGGAGGGUAUCCUUACAAAGACGAAAAAACAGGUACAAUAAAGAGUGUGAUCGAGUUCGGCUAUCCUUUGUCUGACAUCCUUGAACGCAUCAAAAUCCAGUUGGUGGGAAAAAAAGAGGCUGACGAGACUUUUAAGGAGUUCUUUGAAUUCUGUGACAAAGAGGAACCUGUCCCAAUGGACACUUGUUAAAUGUACACAGACAAGUACAGUGUGACCUACUGACAAAAGACAGUCAGUGACCAGUGAGCGAAUCUGUUUUCAUAGAUCAGGACUCUCAUAAGGAAAGGCAGGGAGUUGUAGAGGGAUCCAACUGAUGCUGGUUUAGAAUUAUAAAGUAACAGUAAUCACUUUUUGGUAAAGGGAGUGGUGAUUUUUAGCUUCAAAUACGUUUUUGUUGAGGUUGUAUUUUGUUCAUGUGAAAAACAAACUUUCUUUUUUUUAAGACAACUAUCAUAGUAUGAGCUACAAUAAUCCAUCGUCAUGUUUUUAAACCUUGUGUCUUUCAGAUUUUCGAUUUAACCAUUUGUUUUUCAAUGUAACGCAAUUUGUGUGCGUUUGCUGUAUUUUGUAGUUCUAUAUCAAAUGAGUAGUUUUGGAAAGUUCCAUUGACCAGAUAAUUGGAAGGAUCGUACCUUGUCCAAACUGGGGGAUUAUUUUACUUAUUAAGCUGUAAGAAAAUCACAAUGAUGGAGGGAUGGGGCUUCAGUUAUAUUCUUUCUUGUGUGAGUUCUGGUCGUCAUUUAAAAUAAAUGUAUUUUCUUUAACAGCUAUAUGAAAGUAUGAAUGAAAGGUCAAAGAUCUCGUCCACAUCACUGCACACAUCCCUUGUAUAGAUAUAAGUGUAAGGGGUUGUUUUUAACUGGGAUAUAAAUGUUAUUAUUUCUUUGCUGACUAACAUAGUUUUUUCUGCAUGGUUAUUUUUUGUAUUUUCAAAUGUUUUGAUGUUCUAACAAUAUUUCGGGUUAAAACUUGCCCAUUGGGGUUUCUGCCUCUCCUGCACUGUGUAGUAUUUGUUUAGAUUUUUCUAUGUAUUCUUUUAAUCUUUGCUGAAUAAAACAUAAAAUACC